Messenger RNA from Ziziphus jujuba (common jujube), 1380 nucleotides. RefSeq lists its product as uncharacterized. NCBI's taxonomy places the organism in Eukaryota, Viridiplantae, Streptophyta, Magnoliopsida, Rosales, Rhamnaceae. The record is from RefSeq and is a predicted model, not a curated record. The transcript has 9 exons. Bases 363 to 1229 code for a protein of 288 amino acids.
AACAUCAUGGGCGGUAAACGUUCUUACUCUUUAUCUGAUUGCCUGUCGGCCUCUCUCUCUCACUCUCAGUCUCUCCAAACUAGCUGAAGCGAAAUUUUGUAUGCUUAUCCUCUGGUUCCUGGGUCGUUAAAGUUGUUGGAGAUUGAAGUUUCCCAACUCCAACCAUGGCCUCCACUCUACACUAUGCCUCCUGACCCUCAUCGUAUUAAUAUGCCUCAUGAUUCUCUUUCAGCCCAAAAAUAUUACCUUACCGUUGUUGCACACUGUCAGCCCUUCAUAAUGGUUCUUUGUCAGCUCAUUCUUCUUCUCCAUGGUACUCCUACAAGAGCUUGAGAGUGCACUUAACCUCUUCUGAUCAAUUUAUGUUCCUGUUUCCAAUCCAACAAAUAAAGCCAUCUCCUUCUUUGUUUCUCUGUACGGCUUCGCUUUCAGAUGUUGACAAUGAUGGCGUUGAAGACCCUGAUACCCCCACUAGCAGUAGCAGUAACAGAAAUGGAUCAGUGGUGUUGCGUGCCAAAGGGUCAGGAACAACGGCGAGAGGACGUAGAUUGUUGAAACUUCGUGAAGAGAAGAGGAAACGUGAAUAUGAUCAACUUCACAACUAUCCUGCUUGGGCCAAAGUCCUAGAAGACGCUUGCAGGGAUGAUGCUGAACUCCGUGCCGUCCUUGGUGAUAGCAUUGGCAACCCAGAUCUCAUGAGGAAAAGGGUUGAAGACAGAGUUCGAAAGAAGGGAAGAGAUUUCGGUAAAUCAAAGACGGGUUCUGUACUUUCCUUCAAAGUCAGCUUCAGAGACUUCAACCCAAUUGACUCUUACAUAUGGUUUGAGCUAUUUGGAUCACCGUCUGAUCGAGAUGUUGAUCUCAUUGGUAGUGUUAUUCAGUCAUGGUAUGUUAUGGGGCGUUUGGGUGCCUUCAAUUCUACUAAUCUUCAGCUGGCAAAUACAUCCAUGGAGUUCGAUCCUCUCUACGAUGCAGAUAAGGGUUUCAAAGCAUUGCCUUCAUCAUUUCAUGAUAUCAGCGAUGUUGAGUUUCAGGAUAACUGGGGUCGUGUUUGGGUUGAUCUUGGUACCGCGGAUAAUUUUGCCAUAGAUGUACUCCUCAACUGCUUGACAGUCUUGAGUUCAGAAUAUUUGGGAAUUCAGCAAAUAGUUUUCGGUGGUCGGAGCAUGGGUGACUGGGAAGAAGGGAUGACAAACCCAGAGUAUGGAUACAAGUACUACAAGAUAUGAGAGCCAUAAAUCUCUGUAUGUGAUGUUGUAUGCACAAUUGUUACAGUACAAUUGUUAGUUUCUCCUCUCUCUGUUGUAUCUCUGAGUGUCAUUCUCUCUGAAGUAUGAGGAAACCUGUUUCCUGAAAUAGUUUUCCGAGAGUUAGUUUCUA